GCUUCGCAUUUUCGAAAUCUUGUUUCCCUGUCAAGGUGCAGAAACAUAGUUCAGCCCAUGGUUAAUCAUCAUCUUGUUCUAUAGUGGCGAACUGACCGCUAGAAAUAAGCAAUUUGACGGGAAUAUAGGAGAUUCUCCAAGUAAAUUUUAGCCUAGUUAAAGGGUGUCCCAAAAAAUCACUGCCAAUCACGAAUCAAGGUGCAGAAACAUAGUUCAGCCCAUGGUUCAUCAUCAUCUUGUUCUAUAGUGGCGAACUGACCGCUAGAAAUAAGCAAUUUGACGGGAAUAUAGGAGAUUCUCCAAUCACGAAUCACUCUGGACCCCCCCCCCCGUGCUAUCGUGAGUCAUGACUCGCCACACGGUCCACCUUUCUUUUGAUUUUUCAAUAUCCCAAUCGUAACCCGGCCUACACUAGGGCUAGGCUAAUUAAUAGUCGUACGACACUUCGGUCCAAGAUAAGACGAUGGAACGGUUUGAGAAAACUUGCGCGUGAUGGAUAUGACCUCAUGUCCACCUGAUAUGCAUGUUUUGCAGCUGAGCAGUGUCUUCUUUGAAGGAGAUUCAUUUAUAAGCGUGAGUUUUCUAAAACCGUAUACCAUCGUCUUAUUCGGGACCGAAGUUCUGAAGCGUUGCAUAAAAGCCAUCUAUGUCAUGUGUCGAUAUGUCAUCGCAUAUUCCUUUUGGGGAAAUUCAUGCAAUUUUAAGGUGCUUUAUACCUAUUGUCAGCUUUUCAGUAAGGAUUACCAGAACAAUAGUGAGGCCAAGUUUUGACUUCGUUUGGACAAAUUUUCCUGCAGUUUGAAGAUGACGUCAUUGAUGGAAAAAGACUGCAACAAGAGCCCUAACGGAAUAAGUGACUACAAAUGUGCCUCUGGGAAAUGUGUCAUGACUUCUGGGAUGUGCCCAAGGUCGUCUAAGUGUCCAAGCUAUAGCAGAGAUUACUAUUGCCCAGAUACUGGGUGGUGUGAAAGUGCUGAUUAUCGUUGCCUCCGCAUUUGUGGGUUCAAUCAGUCGGUCUUCAAUUACAAGUACACCUGCCCUGGGUAUCCUGGACUGUGUGCAAGCAGAUCUUAUUAUUGCCCACCAGCUUGUUCCAGUGAAGAAACUUACAAGUGCUUGAAAAAAAGACAAUGUGCCAAAGGAAAGAACUGGUGUGAAGGCUGCUUUGGCAAAUAUCGAUGUCAGUUUGAUGGAAAAUGCAUCUCAUAUUUUAGAAAAUGCGACAAAUUCAGUGACUGUAGUGAUGGUGAGGAUGAAGUAUCUUGUAGUUACCAUGACUAUGACAAUCUGGCCUUGGAUGAGUGGCAAUUGGCUGGGAUUGUUUUAGGCAUUUUUAUCAUAUUUUUCAUGUGCUUUUACUGUUGUUGGAAAAGUGCAAAAACCCGUGCAAGUGAGGAAGGGGCAUCUGCAGGAGCUGCAAGCACAUCGCGAAAUCAACAAAACAGGCCAGGUGGACCUCGAGUGACCGGAACAACACCAGCUGCUGUAAUAAGGCCACCAGCAGUUAGGGUCAGGAAUGCUUACGUGCCGCAUCUAAGCACCACUGCCAGGUCAAUUCCACCAUCUGAGCAGAGGCGGCAAGAGUACACUCAUCGUCCGAGUGACACUUCUCGGUCAGCUGCACCAUCGGAGAGUGGUUUUUAUAGUCCUCGAUUAUUACCCGAGGUAUCUGGUACCCCAGGUGCCUAUCCAAUGGCAGCCAGUGCCCCUAGGAGCUACCCAGAAGCUGCCAAUGCUAUUUCCCCUGAGGAGAAUCAAACCUUUGGACCACCGCCGUCUUACUUUGAUGCAAUACAAAAUGAUGAGCUGCACGACCCAAAUGAUCCGAAGCUUCCUACAUAUGAGGAAGUCAUAGGUGGUACGCCUGCUGACAAACAAUCGUUCACAUGAUGAAAAUGACAACCUCCAGAGACACCUUGUACAUGUGCACAUUCAUGUCAUCACUGUUUCAACAUGGCCGCUGUGGCAGCCAUCUUGGAUUUCCUAUCCAGACAUCAUGAACAAGAACUGAGGAACACUUUGGUUAAUCGAUACCAUCAUGUGUUGCAGUCAUUGGGAAUGCUUGGGGAUGAUUGCAGGAACAUUUCUGUGUAUGUUUUAGUCAAUAUUUAUUCAUCUAGGCUUGUCUACUCUUCAUAUUUAGAAAGCCUUGCAAACCUGCGAUUUUUAUUGCAGCAACCUCCAACAAUUAUUUCUGUAAUUGCCCAGUUACCAAUAAAAACUGGUAAUGCCUUGGUUUGACUAUUGCAGGUUGCAAUGAUUACGGAUAUUUUUUCAUUGCUGCUGCCGGCAAUGACAUGGGGACAAUGUCCUUUGCAAAUAACAGAAAUUUUUAUCUCGUAUGAUAAUUAUUGCAGGUUGCUACAAGAAAAAUGUCUUGUUAAAAUUUUUUUGAGUUAAGAUCUGAGCUUCAACUAGGACAUUAUAUUCUCCUGUUGGCAGGGUACCAAUAUGGCAAUUAGAAGCCAAAAUUGAAAUUGAAUUAGGCUUAGUACAGGAUCGUACUUAUUUUGCUCCUCUAUAUUUUCAUGUUUCAAAAUUUUACUCAGAGCAGGUUGUCUGAAAGUUUUGCUAGUCAUUAUUCUCCACAAUAUCGUCUAUCCUUUUGAGGCCAAUAUUGUUUUACGUUAUAUAUCCACCCAUGUAAGAUCCAUUUCAAACAAGGUACAGUCCAAAUCACUGUUGACAUCCAUCCUGCUUCGCGUCAGUGACGUGCAAUGUACGCACGAGUUGCGAGUCGAGUUGCUCGUCAGUGACGCGCUUAUCUCUCCGUUUCACGUAAAUUACAUGUGACCUACACGCUGGGUAGCGCGACCCAGCGUGUCAAGGGCGCCAAUGACGCGUAUUUAGGGAUGACAAUUGUGAUUUGGACUGUUAGCUUAACUAUAAUAAAUCGUGUGUUUGAUGUACUGUACCCCCAGUUAUAUGGCACGGCUUAACCCGCCGGCCAUGGAGGAAUUCCUUUACGGCCGAAUGGUUGGCCUGUUGUCUCCCGUACAAGAAGUCAACCAACGUUGAGCGUGGUCAUAUUAACUAGGAUGGGGUGACCAGCGCAUAUAAUAUGAUACAGUGUUCUAAAACCAUGACAAAAUGAACAGGGUGAACAUUUUGAUAGUUUUGUGAAUAUUUUACGUACUUAUGUACCUGUUGUGAUACGAAAACCUCAAAUAAUUUAGGUUGAACUUGGGCUGAAAUGGUGGAUGUCGUCCUGGGUGCCGACAAAUGGUACCCAGGUUCGAGAUCGACUGGACAAUAAGCACCCUGGGUGCCAUUACACUAGACAAACAGCACCCAGCUUCUUUUUGCCUGGCUUACGGAUCUUAGGGACGAGGACGUUUCUUGCAAUCUCGUUUUAUCUCGCGCCGUGGUAAUUGCGGCAUUAGCAGUGCGCGAAAUAAAAAGAACAGAUAAACAGAAAAAAACGAGUUUAGGCCUAUGGGUUCUUUAUCUCUCUCCCCUUAGAGACGAAUACCCCGUUUGAAUGAGAUGGAAUUGAUGAAAGAAAGGUUUUUAGAGCGCGGUAUCGUGACACGUGACCUCCGUGAGCGUGGGGCCAACCUCGUUGUAGGUAUAGAAAAGUGUAGAAGAAGAAGCUGGGUGCUGUUUGUCUAGUGUAAUGGCACCCAGGGUGCUUAUUGUCCAGUCGAUCUCGAACCUGCGUACCAUUUGUCGGCACCCAGGACGACAUCCACCCUUUCAGCUGAACUUGGGUGUCCUGGCCUCAGCUUAGUGAUAAUAUAUGGCAAAGUCCUCGUGAGUAGAAACAAAGAGUAUGUGAAUCAAAUAUAUACGUGCACUAUACAAAAGCUGAACAAUUUUAUUUUUGUUAUUAUUUCAUUGUUAUGUUUGAAUUUUGUCUCUAACUUUGUAUUUAGUUCCCUCUACUGUGAACUGUGAACAUUUUACAUGUACAUGUAUAAUAUAGUAUAGAAAUCCUAUGUAAUGACAUAUUCUUGUGAUGGUAUAAAUCUUACGCUAUUUACAUGGCAACUUCUGGAGAGUUAAACUUACUAUUAUUACCAAUAGUGAAGGGUUUGUUUACAGUGUAUGCUAGUAUGUAUUAAGACAAUGUACCAUUGUUAGCACAUGAACAGUGAUCAGUUUUGUGAUUCAAAUUUUGUUUUACUGUUGAUGGGUAGCUGGAAAUUUGCAAUAGACCAGCUGUAAUCUGUCGUGGCCAGUUGAAAUAGAGGGCCAGGGGCUUAAAGAGUGCAUUUCGGCCCUUGAAAAUUCUUCCGCCCCUCAAUUUUGACCAACCAUGAACGAUUCCGGAGACUAUUGUCAAUUUCUUGCAGCCCAUAACUGGUAUAUUAGUUACUUAAACUACCACACUGGUAUUAUGAGUAAUAACACUACAACUCCUGUCGAAAUCUGUAUGAGUGUUUCAUGUUGAUGCAUGCAAGAUAAUGUUAGAAUUUAUUAUAAAGGAGUACACAUGUAUAUCUAAAUAAAAGACAUGUUUGUUAUGUAAAA
Lineus longissimus is the source of this 4473-nucleotide messenger RNA. Its product is annotated as low-density lipoprotein receptor-related protein 6-like. The transcript has 10 exons. The record is from RefSeq and is a predicted model, not a curated record. Gene Ontology annotation, molecular function: protein binding. NCBI's taxonomy places the organism in Eukaryota, Metazoa, Nemertea, Pilidiophora, Heteronemertea, Lineidae. Bases 805 to 1890 code for a protein of 361 amino acids.